Messenger RNA from Cyprinodon tularosa, 1690 nucleotides. Its product is annotated as potassium voltage-gated channel subfamily C member 2-like. The coding region runs from base 1 to 1296 and encodes 431 amino acids. Gene Ontology annotation, biological process: potassium ion transmembrane transport. Gene Ontology annotation, molecular function: delayed rectifier potassium channel activity. The record is from RefSeq and is a predicted model, not a curated record. The transcript is spliced from 4 exons. NCBI's taxonomy places the organism in Eukaryota, Metazoa, Chordata, Actinopteri, Cyprinodontiformes, Cyprinodontidae. Gene Ontology annotation, cellular component: voltage-gated potassium channel complex; axon; neuronal cell body membrane.
AUGCGUGCAGGAAAUCAGAAUGUCGAGAGGCACGCGUCUCCUGCAAUCACAUGGCAGUUUAUUGCCUUUGCAUCUUUGUUCUUCAUCCUGGUCUCCAUCACCACAUUCUGCUUGGAGACCCAUGAGGCUUUCAACAAAAUCAUCAACAAGACUGACGUAUGGAACGGCAGCGAGCCCGACCCAAUUCCACAAUACGAGAUUGAAACUGAUCCUGCGCUCACGUAUGUGGAGGGCGUUUGUGUGUUCUGGUUCACCAUCGAGUUUCUCGUUCGUGUGACCUUCUGCCCUGUAAAGUUGGAGUUUGUCAAGAGUGUUCUCAACAUCAUUGACUUUGUGGCUAUUCUGCCCUUUUACCUGGAGGUAGGGCUGAGUGGCCUUUCUUCAAAGGCCGCCAAAGAUGUGUUGGGUUUUCUCAGGGUCGUGCGCUUUGUUCGUAUUCUGCGCAUCUUCAAGCUAACACGCCAUUUUGUAGGGCUAAGGGUGCUGGGCCAUACAUUGCGAGCCAGCACUAAUGAAUUCCUGCUGCUAAUCAUCUUCCUGGCCUUGGGAGUGUUGAUUUUUGCCACCAUGAUAUAUUAUGCUGAAAGAAUUGGUGCCAAGCCCAAUGACCCCACGGCCACCAACCACACCAAGUUCAAGAACAUCCCCAUUGGCUUCUGGUGGGCAGUGGUGACCAUGACUACUUUAGGCUAUGGAGAUAUGUAUCCAGAGACCUGGUCAGGCAUGGUGGUGGGAGCGUUGUGUGCUUUAGCUGGUGUACUGACGAUAGCCAUGCCUGUGCCGGUUAUCGUCAAUAAUUUUGGGAUGUACUACUCUUUGGCCAUGGCAAAGCAGAAGCUGCCCAAGAAAAGGAAGAAACACAUCCCUCAGGCAGUACAAGGAAGUUCUCCAACAUACUGUAAAGGUGACCUCAACACGACUUGCAACACCACUCAAGGUGACAUGUGCCAUGUCAAAGGGGGUAGAUUACUAGAAUGCAAUCGUUCAGUUCUGUCAGUGGACUGCAGCGCUGGCAGCGACCUGAGCAUGUCUCCGGAGGAGAUAGUCCCCAUGCGAAGGUCCAGUUCACGGGAACAUGACCGCCGGAGUGGGGGGACAUGCUUCCUCCUUGCUGCUAGUGACUAUACGUGCCCUGCUGAUGGAGGGAUGAGAAAAGCAGGCUAUGAGAAAUCCCGGAGCUUAACGAACAUUGCUGGCAUAGCUGGUAACACCCUGAGGUUGUCUCCUGUGAACUCACCCUACGGAUCACCCUGCCCACUACGCCGCUCUCGCUCCCCUAUCCCAUCCAUCCUGUGAGGCCUCCAGCCCAUGGUUGCUCAACAUGCUCCCCCUAAAAGAACAUGCUUCCUUCACAUUGUGUCUGAAAUCUACAUAAUAAUGAGACUAGAACAAACAUUGCUGACAUUGCAGCAGAGACUAAUGUUCAUAGGCUGGCAAUCUUAGCGGAAGGAACGUGUGUUAACAUCCUUAAGUAACAUGAUUGUUCUGCUUUGUCACUUGGAGUUCUCUUUAGUUCAAUGGCUUUGUAAUUUUGGACAUGCAAUAAAGGAGCCCUGACUGAAGUAGCAGCCAUAAACACAUGGAACUAUAUUACUAAUCAGGGAUAUUAGAUGUCGCUAUAUUUAGAAAAUCAUCAACAAAGAUGUGCUUCCAGGAACAAAAAAAAAGAGAGAUGUCACAGCAUUUAAAA